AUGACUAAUGAAAUCCAGCUGAACAAGAAGAAAGUUGUGAAGAUGUGGAGUUGGGUUUUCACUGUAACUGUCCUGCUGUGCUCUGUGAAACACGCUGAAGCUCAGGACAGGUGUGAUAAUGUACAAGCUGCAGAUAUAGUUUUCCUGGUUGAUGGCUCUUCCAGUAUUGGCCGACCUAACUUCCUGCAGGUUAAGGGCUUUAUGGCUGGAAUUGUAAAGCCAUUUGCCAGCUCCGUGGGCGAGUCAGGGAUUCGGUUCGGUGUUGUACAGUACAGUGACACCUCGAGAGUCGAGUUCACGUUGACUGCCUACCUGAAUGGCACUGAGCUUGUCAACGCUGUCCAGAAUAUAAACUAUAAAGGUGGAAACACACGCACUGGUGCCGGCCUUAAGUUUGCUUCUGAUAACUUCUUCAACCCUGCCUCUGUUCGGGAUGUUCCAAAGAUCAUGAUCCUAAUCACAGAUGGGAAGUCACAGGACAAUGUGAACGAGCCAGCACAGAAGCUGCGCAGUCAGGGAGUUCAUGUUUUUGCAGUUGGCAUAAAGAGCGCAGACAGGAAUGAACUGGCUCAGAUCUCGUCCCAACCCACCAGUGAUUUUACCUUCUUUGUUGGGGACUUCAAACUGCUGAACACGCUGCUUCCUCUUGUGAACUCUCAAGUUUGCUCGAAAGCAGGAGGCGAUUAUGCUAGCGAUGAGGCGUUUGUUGGUCCAUCCAACCUGCAGUUCACAGGCCAGACGUCUGACUCUCUCAGGUUCCGAUGGAGUCCUGCAGGGGGCCCUGUGAGUGCCUAUGUGAUCCAGCAUGUGCCACUCACUGGUCUGGGUCAACCGGUCAUAGCAGAAAUGCGUCAGGAUAGCGUCACUGCCAAUCAGAGGACCUACACUGCACGAGGUUUAAGGUCAGGAACAGACUACCUGGUGACUGUCAUCGCCCAGUACCCCAACAGUGUGGGAGACUCUGUUUCUGCCAAGCAACGGACCAGGUCAUUGCCAGGUGUCUCCAGUCUGCGCUUGGUGGAAGCAGGUUUCUUUUCUCUCACUCUGGGCUGGAAUCAACCUUCAACUCCUGUCCAGGGCUACAGAAUCACCUACGGACCACAAGGUCAGCCGGCAGCUCAGCUGUUGGAGCAGACAUUGUCUGCAGGCUCCACAUCUGUCACCUUGGAGUCACUUCAGCCCGACACAGAGUACGUCAUCAGCCUCUACCCCUUGUUCCCACGAAACUCUGCAUCCCCGUCUGUCCUCAACGCCCGCACACUGAGCCUUGAGGUUGUGCAGCAGUUAUCAGUGGAGACUGAGUCAGAGGGCAGUGUUCGUGUGCGAUGGCGAGGUGUCAGCGGUGCGAGGGCGUACCGUCUGGUCUGGGGACCGUUUACAGGUCGUGAUGUAGAGACCGUGGAGGUCGGUGGUGACAUCGACUUCUACACGUUGUCCGGGGUCCAGCCAGAUACUGAGUACAUUGUUACUAUUAUCCCACUGUACGAGGGAAACACAGAGGCCUCUCCAACAACGGCCAGAUUCAAGAUAGAGCUUCAAGAGCAGCAGGUCCUCAGAGCAGCUAUCACCAGUCCCUCCUCUAUCCGCCUCACCUGGAGACUCAUUCAGUCGUCUCGAGGGUAUCGGCUGGAGUGGAGGGAGGAGGAAGGAGGCCCUGUCCGGACCCUGUCCUUUCCAAGAAGCACCACCAACUCUGUGCUCACAGGCCUGAAACCAAACACAAAAUAUAUCUUCACCUUGUACACACUGUUUGAAGGUCGUGAGGAAGCCACACCUGUCUCCACCACAUCCAGAGAGGAACAGCCAGUGGGAAGGGUUUCCAACCUGCGAGUGGUGGAGUAUCUGGGCAGCACUGUCAGACUUGGCUGGACCGGUGUAGCCGGGGCCACACAGUACAGAGUUAUCAUCUUGAACACUGACUCGCAAACAGAAGAAAUAGGACUCAUUCCUGGAAACAAGACGACCCUUGACCUCAGAGACCUGAUAGCGGGGGUUUCGUAUGGUGUCAGUGUCACGGCACUGGUGGGAGAAAACGAAGGAGACCCGGUGACUGUCACUAUCAAACCAGAGCAAGAUGUGGGAAGGGUGACUAAUCUGAGAGUAAUAAAUGCAAAUAGUCGGAGAAUUCGAAUUACCUGGACAGGUGUUACCGGAGCAACGGGGUACAAGGUUACUUGGAGACAAGGCAACAGUGCAGAACAAUCCCGUACUCUGGGAGCGGAGCUCACGGCCUUCACCCUAGAAGGCCUGCAGCCAGAUGAGACACUAAUAAUUGGUGUUGCAGCUGUUGCUGAUCAGCGUGUUGGAGAGGUGGCCACGCUGGCUACUAAGACCAAUCCCCAAAGUGGGUCAUUUUCUGGACUUCGUGUCCUUGACAUCACGCCUCAGAGAAUACGCAUUGCGUGGUCACUUUCCUCGAGGGCAACUGGGUAUAAGAUCACGUGGCGCCGUGAUGAUGGAGUCGAAACUAGUCGUAACGUUGAUGCCAGUGUUUCUACCUACACUAUCGAUGGACUGCAGCCAGAUUCGGCUUACACAGUGCAGGUUUCUACACUGACUGGAUCUCGAGAAGGGACUCCUGCAGUUCUAGAUGUCAAAACAGAACCAGAUCAGUCCACGGUUGGGACUGUGACAUCACUGCAAGUCCAGGAGGGCCGCGGAGAGGUUGUCCGAGUCACUUGGGUUGGCAUGCAGGGAGCAACAUCUUAUCGUGUGUCUUGGAGGAGAACAGAUGGUGGUGAAGAGAGGAGUCAGCUGGUAGCUGGAGAUGUGACAGCAGUGGAUUUAGACCAGCUGGACCCUGGAGUUCAGUAUGAGGUGCAGGUCAUGGCUUUAGUCCAAAACAGAGAGGGAGCCCCGGUAUCUGUCAGCAUUACCACACCUGGUGAUUAUACCCCGCCUUCAUUGCCUACCACAACUUUACGAGUGGUAGAGGUUACCCAGGAUUCUGUGCGGCUGGGCUGGAGUCCUUUACAAGGUGCCACCGGAUAUAUUCUUCGUUGGAGAGAAGAAUCAGAUAGUGGUCGAGUCUUGUCCACCACGCUGCCUGCGUCAUCUAGCUCUUAUGAGGUGCCCAGGCUGCGUUUGGGCCUUCAAUAUCGAUUUAGCCUGCAACCCAACUUUGCAAGUGGACUAGGAGGGGAAAGCUCUGUAGUUGGACGCCCUGUGUGUGCGCUUGGGUCUCUGGAUGUGGUGUUUCUGGUACCUGCGUCAACUGAUCGUAUUAAUCUUGCAAGACCUUUACGUGAAUUCCUCACAAAUACAGCAGAGUCUCUCAGAACUACUGGAGCCCUCAACACACAGAUCGGGGUUGUAGUAUAUGGUUCUAGACCCAAAAUAUGGUUCCUGCUCAAUCGCCAUGCUAGAUCUGACACCCUUCUUCAAGAGAUUCAGUCCAUACCCUUUGAUGAAAGCCCAGGGAGCAAUAUCGGUGAGGCGGUAACAUUCACCAGACAGUAUCUCCUGACCCCAUCGGCUGGACGGAGACUAAGGGUCCCUGGUGUUGUUGUCAUCAUCGCUGACAAACGUUCCAAUGACGACCUGAGCCUUGCAGCCAGCAGUCUCAAAGCUACAGGUGUGAAAGUCCUAGCUGUUGGUGUCGACCAGGCAGACACUGUGGAGCUGUAUCAGGCUGUGUCAGAUGGCAACAACAACCUCUUGUAUACAAGCUAUCCAGCGCAGCUGAACACGCUACAAUCUAAUCUAGCCGACUUGCUCUGUGGUAUUGCCAGGCCGCAAGAGGGUGACAAGGGAGAACGUGGAGAAAAGGGUGAGAGAGGCAGAGAUGGUGCAGAAGGACGCAAGGGAGAGCCUGGUCGUGAUGGUUUGCCUGGGAGAGAUGGCCCCAGAGGCCCUGAAGGUCGUCCAGGAACACCAGGCCAAAGUGUCCCAAUUGACCCUUCGCUAGUGGUAAAAGGAGAAAAGGGAGAGCGAGGUUUUCCCGGUAUUGAUGGAAAUCCAGGGUUACCAGGGCGACCAGGUGCCCCUGGAAAUGCAGGUGUUCCUGGUUCACAAGGCUUACCUGGUGUCAGAGGAAACCCAGGUGAACCAGGAACACCAGGACCACUGGGGCCCAAGGGUGAUAAAGGUGAAAGGGGUGAACCAGGUUCUGUGACAUCUGGUGGUGGGGGUCUUCCAGGGAGGAAAGGAGAACCAGGCAUUCCAGGAACAGAUGGUAUACCAGGUCGGCCAGGCAGGGACGGCACCAAAGGAGAACCUGGAGUUCCAGGGACACGAGGCCAGGAUGGUCGCCCAGGAAUACCAGGAACAUCAGGGCUUUCUGUCAAGGGAGACAAGGGAAGCCCAGGAGAGAGGGGACCUCCAGGAGUAGGCAGCGGGGUGGCGGUGAAAGGCGAGAAGGGCUCCCCUGGUAUUCCAGGACUUCAGGGACCUCGGGGUCUUCCAGGACCUGCAGGACUUGAGGGCAGAAAAGGGGAGAAGGGUGACAGUGCCGAAGGACAACCUGGACCUCCAGGGAAAAAUGGGGAACCUGGGGACAGGGGGCCCCGUGGGCCUCCAGGAGGAAUUGGCAGCAAGGGAGACAGAGGGCAACCAGGUGAGCCUGGAUCACAGGGAGAUAGGGGGGAGAGAGGACCAGCUGGUGAAACUGGAGAAAGAGGAGAUUCAGGGAAGCCAGGCCCUCCAGGAUCAGCAGGUGUAAGAGGUUUACCAGGACCCAGUGGACCGCCAGGAGAAAAGGGAAAUGACGGUGCACGAGGAGAGCCUGGGAGAACUGUUCAAGGUCUCUCAGGGAGGAAAGGAGAACAGGGGGAGCGAGGUGUACCUGGCCCUGACGGUUCGAGAGGAGAAAAGGGAGAACCAGGGCAGAGAGGAGAGAAAGGGUCUCCGGGCUCUGGAGGGUCAGGUGUUGCAGGACCUAAGGGAGAGCCGGGAGAGCGAGGGCCCGCUGGUAUUAGCGGAAAGCCAGGUGCCAAGGGAGAUCCAGGUGAACCGGGAGAGAGGGGAGAAAAUGGACGCGCAGGAUUCCCAGGAAAGCCAGGCGUUCCCGGUAAACAGGCGGAAAGAGGAGAGAAGGGUGAUGAAGGCAUUCCUGGUGAGUCUGGACUUCCAGGGAAGCCAGGAGAAAGAGGACUGAGGGGUCAGACUGGUCAGCCAGGGCCACCGGGCGAGAAAGGAGACAUAGGAGACCCUGGAGAGAGUGGACGAAAUGGCAGCCCUGGACCGUCUGGACCACGAGGAGAGAAGGGAGAACAGGGACUUCAAGGGCCCCAAGGACCACCAGGAACAGUGGCUGAUAUCCAGGGCCAGCUGAAAGGAGAGAGAGGAGAAAAGGGUGAUGCUGGUGACCCAGGAGAGCAUGGCGGCAAAGGCACGAAAGGUGAGGCGGGGACUCCUGGAGCUCCAGGCCUACGAGGUCCUGAGGGACAACGGGGGCCUCCAGGGACAAGAGGCGACACAGGAGACAGAGGACCACCUGGAGAGAAGGGAGAACGGGGAGCAUCUGGCUUAGAUGGGCGUCCUGGUCUUGAUGGUAAACCAGGGGCUCCUGGGCCACCUGGCCAGAGGGGUGAUCCUGGGAAACAGGGAGAUCCAGGGAGGGAUGGAUUACCUGGACUAGUAGGGGCGCAGGGUCCCCCAGGGCCUGUUGGACCUGCAGGCAAUCCAGGGAUACCUGGUAAAGCAGGUGAAAAUGGCAAAGCUGGACCACCUGGCAAAACGGGCGAGGAUGGCGUGCCAGGUGAAGAUGGUAGAAAGGGUGACAAAGGCGAAGCUGGAGCAGCUGGAAGAGAUGGCCGUGACGGGGAGAAAGGAGACCGUGGUCCUUCUGGGCCUUUAGGCUCCCCUGGUCCCCCAGGAGCACCUGGAUUACCUGGCAGCAUUGGUCCUCCUGGUCAGGUUGUGUAUGUGAAAGGAGCUGAAGCAACACCAAUCCCAGGUCCACAGGGGCCCCCAGGAACGCCCGGUGUCCCAGGAAUCCCUGGAGCUGCAGGAACCAGAGGAGAGCGAGGUCUGCCUGGCCUGAAAGGUGAAACUGGAGACCCAGGAGAGGAUGGAGCACCUGGCAAACCCGGGACGUCAGUGGAUGUACAGAAAGCUCUGGCAGGCUUUGGUAUUCAGGUGUCUGAUCUGAAGAAGGCUGUGGACAGCAAGGACACACUUUCAGAGAAAGGUGAAAAGGGAGAUAAGGGUGAGCCUGGACAGAGAGGACCAUCUGGAGCAGAUGGUGCUCGUGGUUUUCCUGGAGAGAGGGGCGGCAAAGGAGACGCAGGGGACCGAGGACCUGUGGGACCGGCGGGGGCCCCAGGCAGAGCCAUUGUCGAACGAGGGCCAGAGGGACCUCCGGGGCCUGCCGGGGAGCCUGGCAAGCCUGGGAUACCAGGUCUUCCUGGACGAGCUGGGGAACUAGGAGAGGCAGGAAGGCCAGGAGAUAAGGGGGAAAGAGGAGAGAAAGGUGACAGAGGAGAUUCUGGUCGGGAUGGAUUAACAGGACCAGCUGGCCCGCCAGGUCAAAAGGGAGAAUCUGCUGACUCAGUCCUGGUUGGGUCUCCUGGGGCUAGAGGCCCUCCUGGAGUAUCUGGGUUGAAGGGAGAACCUGGUGCUACAGGACCGUCAGGACCUAAAGGAGACCGCGGUUUCGUGGGACCUCGAGGUGAUAAAGGUGAGGGAGGAGAGCCAGGAGAAAAAGGCCGUGAUGGCUCACAGGGAACACCAGGAGCGACUGGAAAACCGGGCCAGGAUGGGAAACCGGGUUCAACAGGGCCUGCUGGUCCUCAAGGCCAACCAGGAAACCCGGGAGAGCCAGGCAUUAGGGGGCCGACUGGUCCCAUGGGUCCUGCUGGGCUGCCAGGUCCACCAGGUGUAAAGGGUAACCAAGGAGAAGCAGGUGUUGGUGUACAGGGUCCUCCUGGUGCACAGGGGAGCACAGGUCUGCCAGGACCAGCAGGUCCCCCAGGAGCUGUGGGUCCACAGGGGCCUCCGGGACUGCCAGGGCAGGUGGGUGAAGCAGGCAAACCUGGUGUUCCUGGAAGAGAUGGGGUGCCUGGCAAAGAAGGAAUACCUGGAUUACCAGGAAAGCAGGGCAUUGCAGGACCUCCAGGCCAGGCUGGCCUGAAGGGGGAGCAGGGAGACAGCGGGCCUCCAGGGAAGGCUGUGGCUGGACCUCCUGGACCCAAAGGAGAGAGGGGUCCUCCUGGUUUAACGCUGCCAGGCACAGCUGGAGAGAGAGGUCCAAUUGGUGAAAAGGGUAACAAGGGAGACAAAGGUGUUGCUGGCAUCAAAGGAGAAAGAGGACAAGCUGGUGAAUCAGGAGAACCUGGAGAAGAUGGGGCACAGGGAUCUCCCGGGCCAAAAGGCGAUAAGGGAGAGAAAGGGAUAGGACUUGCAGGUCCUCCUGGUCGGAAUGGGCCUCCAGGUUUAAAAGGGGAUCCAGGGAUGCCUGGUCCAGCUGGUCCUCCAGGUCCUGCAGGGAAAACAGGAGACAGUGGGCCACCUGGUGUGAGAGGAGAAAAUGGACAACCUGGACCUCCUGGACCCCCGGGAGAGAGGGGUCUCCAAGGCUUUGCUGGCCGUGCAGGAAAUGUUGGUCCCCCUGGUCCUCCUGGACCUCCUGGAUUGGCAGGAUCUCCUGGUACUAACGGGGUCAAAGGAGACAAGGGGGAAACUGGUGUCGGCGUCCCCGGUGCGAGAGGUGAAAGAGGAGAUCCAGGGCCCAGAGGCGAGGAGGGUCGAGCUGGAUUGGAUGGGGAGAGAGGAUCAUCUGGGGCUCGGGGAGAGAAGGGAGACAGCGGGCCGCAAGGUGACAAAGGAGAGAAGGGGGACACUGUGCUGGUGGGAGGACCUCCUGGAGAAAAGGGCAACAAAGGAGAAACAGGUGACAGAGGACCCAAAGGUAUACAAGGAGAAAAGGGGGUAAAAGGUCAAGAUGGUCCACCAGGAGAAGUGGGUUUGAGAGGAGAACCUGGAGAACGAGGAUCUACCGGUUUCCCAGGUGCCAGAGGACCUGGUGGGCAGAAGGGAGAAGCAGGCCAACCUGGAGUACCUGGUGAAUCGGGAUUACUGGGAAAAGAUGGACUGCCAGGGCGUAAGGGUGAACAGGGAGAGACUGGUAACGUGGGAAUAAGAGGAGUUAAGGGUGACCGAGGACCCAAGGGAAUUUGUGGAGGCGAUGGACCCAAGGGAGAAAAGGGAAAUGCUGGUGCCAAUGGAAGAUCAGGCCUACCAGGGAGAAAGGGUGAACAGGGGGACAUCGGACCUUCUGGGGCCCCGGGGAUCCCUGGAAAAGAGGGACUAGUUGGUCCCAAGGGUGACCGUGGUUUUGAUGGGAUUGCAGGACCCAAAGGAACUCAGGGAGAGAAAGGUGAAAGGGGUUUACCUGGUGUACCUGGUCCUCCAGGUCCCAGAGGGGCAGAUGGAGGCCCCGGCUUGACCGGCCCACAAGGGCCAGCUGGUGCUAAGGGCCCUGAGGGGCUCCAGGGACAAAAGGGGGAGAGAGGUCCAAUUGGCCCUGCCGCAGUUGGUCCGCGUGGUAUCCCAGGAAUCCCGGGGGAGCGAGGAGAGCCGGGAGACAUGGGCCCAGAUGGAGCCAAGGGAGACAGAGGAGAGGCAGGCAUGACGGAGGAAGAGAUCAGAGAGUAUGUUCGCUCAGAGAUGAGUCAGCACUGUGCGUGUGGAGGUUCAGGUCCGAACAUUCGGUACCCGCCAGUCAGGGCUCUGCCUACACCAGAGCAACAAUUGGCGCUGAAGGGUGAGGAGGGCCGUGAGCUGCACAUGGUGGUAAAUACCAAUGACCCAGACUACGAGCAUGUCUACUCCGUCGAAUCCUAUGACGACCCCUUGGAGGAGAUGCUCUACUUCACAUCUCCCUCGGCCAACCAGAGUGAUGGUGAGGUUGACAGAAAGAAAUCUGAGAAAACAGUCAGAAUUGAACCUAACAAAUCAGCAAGUGCUGACGAUCAGGCAACAGCUGAUGGUCAGGAAGCAGUCAAAGUUACACAUCUGAAAGCAGCCAAGUCCAGAACAGUCAGGUCCAAGAGGAGAGUCAAAGGGGAAGCUCCAGCAGACCCGUGCUUUCUGCCCAUGGAUGAGGGAAGCUGUGGAAAGUACACUAUGCGCUGGUAUUUUAACAGACAGGCUCAAGCCUGCAGGCCCUUCAUCUACAGUGGCUGUGAAGGAAAUGACAACCGUUUCCUUCACCUGGAGGAGUGUGAAGAGACCUGUCUUGGGGAGGCUGAUGGUUCUCCUCCCUUUAAGACAGCGAGAUGAUUGUGGCCCACUCGUCCUCCGCCACAGGAUGAUAGGCUUUUGUAGAUCACUAUGAUGUCAAAUGUCGGUGGUUUUAUUUUUGUUUAUUUAUUGUUGUUUUGUUUUUUUAACCCAACCAAACUUUACCCUGCUAAAAAGGGAGACCGCAAUGCCUCAUAGGUCUGUUUUUUCUUUUGCUUGUUUACCUGACUUUAACACAUCUCAGUUUAACUAUUCCACCAUACCACAGUAUUGAGUGCAGUUCUUGUGGCACACUGCUACAGUAUUGAUACUAAACUGCCAAACUCAUCGUACAGUGGAAUAACAUCUUGCUGCUUAGGAAGGUUACCAAUUUGGUGAAGCUCAGUAUGUUUCAGUAACUUGCAGGUUGUUUGAGGGAGGCUGUUGUUUGCAGGUUGCAAUCAUUAUUCAUCAUUUGCAAGAUGCUUGCAGUUUCACUUAUUACCUGAAAGAAAUUGCUAAAUAUUUCACAUUAAGUUAGUUUUUUUGUUUUGUUUUUUGUUCUGAUUUUGAAAUUUAACACCAGAAAAACAAACUGCAAUCCUUUACAAGCUCUGUUCAUAGAAACACAAAAGGACCAAAAUAGAGGAUUGUAAACAGUAAACAUAUUGGCAAACAUUGUGUCUCUCUCUCGCUCUAAUACAAUGCUAAAAAGGCACAGUUCAUUUCAAACUUAGAGAAAAUACACAGGAAUAAAUGACGUUAUUUCAGCAAAACAAAAACAAGGGGAAAAAAGCUAUAUGUAAUUUUUCUUUGCAACGCUGAAUGACUUUGUUUUAGACGACAGGACAAACAGCAUCUGUUAUGAACUUCACUCUAAUGGUAACUACACAAUGCUGUGUAAUAAGGUGCAGGUGUAGUUGUACUCUAUUUCCAUCUAUGUACACACUGUUUAACUGGCUCUGUGCUAUUUAGCAAAGAAGAAAAAGUUGACACCGGUGUAGGUUCUGGAAACAAAAGGCGUUACCUGCACAAAGUAACAAUAUUUUUUGUGAACUGAUUUAAAACACUAAAACCAUGAACAGGUUUUAGUUAAAAAAAAAUGUCUUUAAAUCCUUAAAGCCUAAACUUUGAAAUAAUUGCUAAAACAUUCAAAGUUUUUUGAAAAUCCAUCCAUCCAUUCUCUUCCGCUUAUCCUUGUCAGGGUCGUGAGGGGGCCGGAGCCUAUCCCAGCUAUCAUAGGGUGAGAGGGGCAGGGUACACCCUGGACAGGUCACCAGUCUGUCGCAGGGCCAACAUAUAGAGACAAACAAGCAUUCACAUCCACAUUCACACCUAUGGGCAAUUUAGAGUUAGCAGUUAAAAUAACCCCAAAAAUGGAAUGACAAAAAUGAAAAAUAAAUAUUGAUUUGCAUAUAUGAGUUUUAACUUAACUCAUAUUUGUCAGGUUUUUGGGAGAAAAAAAUCACAGUGAUGACGUGGAAGACUGAAAACCCAUGAAUCAAACAUGGCUUUAAAGGAUUAAAGGAUAAUGGCGUCAUAUGUUACAUGUUAACAGCACAGAGUAUUUAGGUUAAAUAGCGUGAUGUAAACACAUACACCCUGGAAAAAGAAAAAGAAAACAAAGAAAUAACAUGAAAUGUAUACAACUAGCCUCAGCCUUCACACCAGGCUUUCAGAAACGGUGAUUUCCUGUCUUCACCUGCGGCACAUCUUAAGAGCUGAUCCAAACUUUACUUCUUCAGUUUUCUAAUGUUAUCCAUACAAACGUUAAAUAAAACUCCAGCCCGCAGAUUCCUCAAAUAACCCCUCGCACUUCUCUCCAUGAAAAUAACUAUGCAAGCACAAAUAUAUUUGACUAUUAUUACGAAUAUAGUUUUAUCGUAUCUGUUAAAUAUGAAGAAUCAAGCGCAAUAUUCUGCCAAUAUUUUGUACAUACUGUUUUUAUCAUUAUUUGUGGGGAGUUGUGUUACUGUUAAUGCCUGCUUGUUUACUUACCAGAGAAAAGGUGCUAUUUUUAAAUGUAUUUUUAUAGUUUGUUGAAGGUGUCUUUGUGCGGUGCAGACAUUUCUGUUUGUCAUGGAACAUUUUAAUAAACAUUUCAAAUAAA
Molecule: messenger RNA, 11272 nt
Organism: Neolamprologus brichardi
Lineage: Eukaryota; Metazoa; Chordata; Actinopteri; Cichliformes; Cichlidae
Source: RefSeq, a predicted model, not a curated record